Annulohypoxylon truncatum is the source of this 2621-nucleotide messenger RNA. Its product is annotated as BCS1 N terminal-domain-containing protein. Gene Ontology annotation, biological process: protein insertion into mitochondrial inner membrane from matrix; mitochondrial respiratory chain complex III assembly. Gene Ontology annotation, cellular component: mitochondrial inner membrane. Gene Ontology annotation, molecular function: ATP binding; ATP hydrolysis activity. NCBI's taxonomy places the organism in Eukaryota, Fungi, Ascomycota, Sordariomycetes, Xylariales, Hypoxylaceae. The record is from RefSeq and is a predicted model, not a curated record. The transcript has a single exon. Bases 356 to 2287 code for a protein of 643 amino acids.
GCGGUCUGAGUCAACCAAUCAAAUGUGCUAUUGCCAUCGUGGACAGCUCCUUUAUCCUGCUGCCCUAUAGGGUUACCUCGCAUUCACACUUCGCAGUAUGUUGUAUCGACACUUUACUGGUGGUUGCCUGGCGGCUCCUGGUCGAGGUAUGAGAUAUAUAAACUUGCGAUGGAUCCGUUUACUCAGGCUGCCCUAAAUUGUGUAGCGUUCAGCACGAAGCAGCCCAUUCAUAGUGAGUAGGGUGAAGCGCGGUACAAACCUGAGAACGAAACCCCUUAUUCCUCCGUGCUGUAUCUAUCAUUGGAUCCCGACCUAUCUAUAAAUUGUUGCCUUUAUAGGCCUCUCGUCCCUCACUAUGGCAGACCAUCUGUCAGCCUCCUGCACGGAGGGCCACCCGUCUGCCGAUCCAGCUUACGCCUCCAGUACAGGGGCUCCUCAACUAGCCGUGCUCGACCUUUUCUUCCCUGGGUUCUCGAUGUUCGCCGGUGCCAUACAGAAGUACCUGAAAAUCGACCUUAACUUGUAUAUCCCUCUACUACUUCUUACGGGUGCUUUGACAGUCGUCUGGAAUUACGCUAGCAAUUACUUAUGGGACCAACUCGAGACUCAUUUCAUGUCCGUCGUCGAUAUCCGCACGGACGAUGAGGUCUAUAACAUCAUCAUGAGCUGGGUAGCCCGGCAGAAAUUUUCUCAGGGAGCCCGACGUUUCGUUGUCAACACCAACAUUAACUCUCGAUGUUGGUAUAUUUUUGACUGGGAUGACGACGAUGACGAGGACGAUGGUUCUUCUGGUAAGAAAAAGAAGCCUUUGUCAUACACACCUUCCUUUGGUAGUCACUAUUUCUGGUAUCGUGGCCGCUUGCUCUUAUUCCGAAGGUCGGCGAAGGAGCAGCAGAAGGGGUGGCAGCUUGUUAGUCAAUGCGAGGAGAUCUCGAUCUCAUGCUUUGGUCGUGACCCGUGGAUCUUGAAGGAGCUUCUCCUGGAGGCUCGCCAGCAAUAUAUGCAGAAGGAUGAGCACAAAACCCUCAUAUAUCGUGGUACAUUGAAGCCAGGGUCAAUGGAGACCACUUGGCAGCGUUGCAUGUCCCGAGCCACUCGCCCCUUUUCGACAGUCAUCUUAAAUGAGAAAGUCAAGCAAGAACUCAUUGACGACGUUACCGAUUACCUUGACCCCGCGACACAGCGUUGGUAUGCAAAUCGCGGAAUCCCAUACCGACGCGGAUAUCUAUUAUACGGUCCUCCCGGAACCGGAAAAAGUUCACUUAGUCUCGCCCUGGCCGGUUUCUUUAAUAUGCGGAUCUAUAUCGUCAGUUUAAGUUCCAUCACAGCCAACGAAGAGAAUCUCGCCUCAUUGUUCGCUGAGCUUCCUCGACGCUGUGUUGUUCUCCUCGAGGACAUUGAUACGGCCGGUCUCACUCAUACCCGCGAUGACGCGACUCAGACCCAGUCUACAAGCAGUUCUAAUGACAUGGUUCCCGGCCAACUUACCCAAGGCAAUGGCGAUACAGACAAAAAUAACAGCGGCGGGAGAUUAUCCUUAUCAGGAUUACUGAACAUAUUGGAUGGUGUUGCGUCUCAGGAAGGCCGGAUUUUAAUCAUGACGACCAAUCACCUGGAGAAAUUGGAUGCUGCUUUGAUUCGGCCCGGACGUGUCGACAUAACUGUGAAAUUCGGUCUGGCGGAUGAGGGAAUGAGUGUAUCCAUCUUCCGAGCCAUAUUUGCCCGUCUAGACGGCGAUGAGGAUCCUAGUGAAGCCGAUAACCUACCCACCGACCCCGAAGUCAGAUCAAAGCUUGAAGAGGAGAAGAAGAAGAAGUUAGCGAUAGAAGAUGCUCGUAUUAGUGCUCUAGCAGAGGAAUUUUCUGCCAAGAUACCAACACAUGAAUUUAGCCCGGCUGAGCUUCAGGGUUACCUCAUGAAGCACAAGCGGAAUCCUCAAAGAGCGGUAGAAAAUGUGGAAGAAUUCAUCGAGCAAACCCGGAAGGAUCGCAAGGAGAAGCAACUUAAGGAAGCCGAGGAGAAGAGAAAGGCAGAAGCAAAGAAGAAGGAAGAUCUGGCCAAGAAAGAGGCAGAGAAGGCUAAGGAGGCAGAAGAGGCCCAAAAGAAGGAGGACGCAGAGAAUGGUGUAGACAAGAAAGCCACAGAGGCUUCAAAGUUGUCAUCUGAAGUAACGGCCGAUAAGAAGAAGCCGGCGGCAGAGGAGAAAGACACGUUAGAAGUCAAGACAGAGUCGGGUCAUGUGAGAAAUGAUUCCGGCUACGUGACACCGGCGAGCGGCGAGCCAUGAUGGAGGCGCCGCAACCGCGUGUGCCUAGCGGAUCCAUCCGCAGGCUACGGACCCGGUACCGGGGUGUCGCUCGUAGACCUAGAUGAUAGUAUCCACGAUGAGUGAUGGAUAUCUAUUAAGUCCCUACCUUGCAUAAUUCGGCGUAUAGGCAGUGUGUGUGAGCAGACGACUGCAGGAAUAAACAUGUUGCUAUCCAUUUAUGCAGCUCUAGCUACGUGGUGUAGCCAAUGUAGUGAAAUGUGAAUUGUUGACUAAGCGGGUUCCAUGGCACUACAUAACUUGGUUGACCAGGUUGACGACGAUCGUUGAGAGUGGCCUGAUUUCCGACAUUCGU